AUGGCUGCCGGUUGGUCGUCAUUGAUUUUUGUUACCGCUAUUGACGCCAUGUAAUUUUUCACUGAAAACGUAAAAAAACUGUGAAUUUUCUUGUGGAAAUGGUAAUAUAGUGUGUUAAAGAUGGAAUUUAACGAGAUUGUGGUGAAGGAGAGCCCCGGGCUUUGCCGGUGCUGUCUAUCGGAAGGCUGUUACAAAGACUUGGGCACAGAAUACACUUGGAUGAAUGAAACUGAAGUCUAUGCUGACAUGCUUCUUGAAUGCUUCGAUAUUAGUAUCACCCAACACAAUGAUGGUCCAAACGGUCCGAACCGCCUCAUCUGCGAGGUAUGCAUCACCAGGCUGCGAGACGCAUGUAACUUCAAGAAGCAAGUCAUGGAUUCGGAGAAGAAAUUCAUUGAUAUGAUGGGCAGAGGAGAGUUUAGGCCUAAGAUGUUGAUCUAUCAAACUCAAAUGAAGUGUGAAGAUCAGGCCGUGGAACAGAUAGAGAAUGCCAAUGUGGAGUAUCUGGAAGACGAAAUCGAGUUUGGUGAUGAUGACUUGCUAAAAGACUCGGAAUCAGUGGAGGCCUCGGUAUCUGAUAUUACAGUAACAGCGUUACCUAUCAAAGGGAAAAGAGGCCGGCCCCGUAAGGCCACGCCCCUCAAACCGGAGAAACGGGCCAAAGUUGCCAAGGCCGAUGACAAGCCGAAAACUUCAAAAGCUGUUAGUAAAGAUUCAAACAAUAAGGAGAAAAAGCACAGUGAUAAUUUUCUAAGGAGAAGGAAUCUGGUAAUAUUGCUCAACAAUACCACUUUGGUACCGUUUAAAUGGCGGGGCAAAUACCUCUGUUUUUAUUGUGGCGACGAUACGUACUCCCACGAAAAUCUACGGAAACACACCAAAGAUCACGGACCUUGUAAUGACAAGGACAGAGCUAUCCGAUUAGUUAAAUCAUCAGAUAUAGAAAUCAAAAUCGAUGUCUCCGAUAUCACGUGUGAGAUUUGCAACGAAAGCUUCCCAAUUUUAGACGAAAUUAUCAACCAUUUGAUCAAAAAACAUGACCUACCAUACAACAAAGAAGUUGAAAUAUUCAUAUCCGCGUACAGAUUGGUCGAUCUCCAAUGUCUUGUUUGCGAUAAAAGCUUCAAUUACUUUCGGAAAUUAAUAAUUCAUAUGAACAAUCAGCAUCCGGAUAAUUGCUUUCCUUGUCCGCGUUGUGAACAGAAGUUCAAUAAAAAAAGGGAUCUGGGGUCCCAUAUGCGUUCUUACCACAAAGAGUCUUAUGAUUGCCACAAAUGCGAUGAUAAGUUCCCUUCGAGUUCGGCCUUGAAGAACCAUUUAUCCAAUUCUCAUUCAUGCACUUGUAACAUCUGUUUUAAGACAUUCUCGUCUGAGAGCAAGAGGUUGGCACACCUCAAAUCUGAACAUGAUAUGGAUCAAAACAAAUGCGGAUUUUGCGAUAAGGUGUUAACUACAAAACAGGCGUUUUUAAGACACGCCUCUAAGUGCAAGCUAAAUCCCAGUGAAGAUUCAAUAGUAAUUGAAGAUGAGGAUAAUAAGAUAACUGUAAAAGAAAUAAGGAUCAGUUUAGCUUGCAUCUUUAACAUGACUACGGCUUUACCGUUCAAGUACUAUAUGAAUAGGUUCCGAUGCUUCUACUGUCCAAAAGACUUUACCUUAAGCGACGAUUUGAAACACCAUACGAUAAUGGAACAUCCUGUUUGCGAUAUCAACUUCAAAGCAAUGAAAUUGAAGAAUAAAUACGACGGGGUUCUGAUCAAAAUUGAUAUUUCGAAACUGACUUGUAAGCUCUGCCUUGUUCCACUAAAAGAUUUGCCAGACUUGAUAUCGCAUUUGAGCAAAGAACAUAAAGCUAACUGCCACGCGUCUGUAGAAAAUAACAUGCAACCGUUCAAACUGAUUAAGGACGAUUACUCUUGUCCGAUUUGCGAUGAAAGUUUCAGAUAUUUUGGCGUUUUACUCAAGCAUGUUAGUGCUAGCCAUAAUAAUAAUAAGCACAUCUGCAUGUACUGCGGUAAAUCGUUCCGCACCGACCCCAAUCUUCGUGGACAUAUUGCUCGACGUCAUAAUAUGACAGAGAAGUUUGACUGUGAUAGUUGUGAACUCGUUUUUCAUAGUAAACCUGCGUUAAAGAAACAUCAGGGCACUGUACACGGAACUAAAGAUAUUAAAUGCAUCAAAUGCUCGGAGAAAUUCAUUUCCCAAUACGCCAUGCAACGCCAUUUGAUUAAUUCUCAUAGUACUGGGCAUAAAUGCACUUACUGCGAUAAACUUUUCACGAAAAAUUCCUUUAUGGUCAACCACGUUAGGAGAUCGCAUUUGAAAGAGAAGAAUGUAGAAUGUUCGGUGUGCUUCGAGAAGUUUUUCGACGGUGCGAGGCUGAAAAUGCAUAUGGUCAAACACGUUGGCGAGAGGAACUUUCAUUGUGAUAUUUGCGGCAAAAAGUUUCUAUGGAAACGCAACCUCAGAGGUCACAUGACCUCCCACAUUCGCACAGUCAACGCUCGCAACAUCACCUAACAUUUUCUGAUGAUUUUUUGUUACAUUUUUCUUGUUAUGUUUGGACAGUUUAUUAAUUGUUACGAUUUUAACUUAUUUAGGAGUAUUUCUGUUAUUUUACCUAUACGUUUCUUCCCUUCUAUGUCUUUUAAUGACAAUAAUUAUAUAGAAAAGAUGAAUGAUACAGAUAUUUAUACGUACGAGUUAACAUAACAAACGGCAUGUGCUUGUCGACGCGAACUAACCAAGUAUCCGAAAUGGGAGAUUGAAAUUAACAGCAGAUUUAUAGAGAAGAAACAUUUAUUUUCAGAUUGCCUACCAGGACGGUACGAAGGCUGUACCUCUGAGCGUCGACGUCAAAACUUGAAAAUACUCUUCAACCACACAACUAUAAUGCCAUUCAAAUGGAGAGGCAAAUAUCUUUGCUUUUACUGCGGCCAAAAUUAUACCGAAUACCCAGAGUUUCGGAAACAUACGAAAUCACAUGGCCUUUGUACCACAAAAGAUUAUUCACUCAAAAUCAUCAAAGGAAAUCACGUAGAAAUUAAGAUUGACGUCUCAGAAAUUGGUUGCGAGAUAUGCAAUGAACCGUUUAAUCGAUUCGAAGAAAUAAUCGAUCAUUUGAUAGUUAAACAUGACUUUGAUUACAAUAAAAACAUCGAUAUACCAUUCCAAGAGUAUCGAUUAGUAGAUUUUCGGUGUCUGCAUUGUGAGGAACAGUUUUCUUACUUCGGAUACUUGGUUAAACAUGUAAAUACAGCUCAUCCGCAAAAUUGCUUCAUCUGUGAUCAUUGUAGAGCCACUUUCAAUAAGAAAAGAGAUUUGGCUCUCCAUCUUAGGAAUUAUCAUCGCCAAGGAGGUUAUCCGUGCGAUUUAUGCCUAAAAAAUUUUGAAAAUUACAUUCAAUUGCGAAAACAUAAGAAUAACACCCAUUUUCGACAGUGCAAGAGCUGCGGGUCCUCUUUUGGAUCCCUCUCCCUUUUACAAAAGCAUAUACAGGUCGAUCAUUCUCAAAAUAGUCUAAAAUGCUCCUAUUGUUCCAAAGAAUUUCACACUACAUUAGGUUUGAAUCAACAUUUGAGCAAGUGCAAAGUAAAAAUGUUGUCCAAAGUUGAGCCUCAGGUGUCCAACGAUACUCUAGCGGAACCAGUUAAAAAGCAGAACGUUCUACAAAUCAGACAAAAUAUACAGUGCGUAUUAAACAUGUCGACAGCGGUGCCUUUCAAAUUCUUCGCCAAAUAUUUCUGUUUUUAUUGUUCGAAAAAAUUCGUUGAAUUUGAUGAAUUAAAGACUCAUACUAAUUUAGAACACCCAGUUUGCGAAUUGAAGUCUAAAAGCAUGAAGAAAUGUAAGGGGGAACGGACUACAGUCAAAAUUGAUAUAUCGACGUUAGCUUGUAAGCUGUGCUGCAUCCCAAUGUCUAAUUUGGACGAUUUGAUAAGCCAUUUAAUUGCAGAACAUAAAGCGAAUUACGAUACGUCAAUAAAAGGCUGUUUGGAACCUUUUAGGGUCAUAAAGGACAAUAUGCCCUGCCCAAUAUGUCCUAAUACAGUUUUUAGGUAUUUCGGUAUACUUCUAAGACAUAUGAAUUCGGAACAUAGCAAUAAUAAUAGGAUAUGCGAUUUUUGCGGUCGCAGUUUUCGGAACGCUGCCAAUUUAAAGGUGCAUAUAACAUAUGCGCAUACUGGAUCAUGCGAAUGUGAUAUCUGUGGGGUCAAAUACAAAAAUCAAUGGUGUUUAGGUCGACACAGAGCUAAAACUCACGACGCUAAAGACUAUAAGUGUCCAAAGUGUCCGGAACAGUUCCAAUCUCAGUAUCAUAAGCAAAAGCACUUGAUCAAAAUCCAUAAUGUCGGCCAUAAAUGCAGUUAUUGUGGGAAGAUGUUCACUAGGAACUCUUUUAUGAAGGAUCAUGUAAGGAGGACGCAUUUGAAAGAAAAAAAUAUUCCAUGCUCCAUAUGCAAUGAGAAGUUUUUCGAUAAUUAUCUAUUGAGGAUGCAUAUGGUAAAACAUGAGGGGGAUAGAAAAUUUAACUGUACAGUUUGCGGUAAAGCCUUUUUAAGAAAGAGUAAUUUGAGUUCGCAUAUGGAGAUGCAUAAGAAAUAUGGCCAUAUACCGUUGCAAAUAUAGUGUUUACAGUCCUACUUUAUUAUUGAUCUACUUCGACGGGGUUUUACUAGCUUCUGGACGCCCUUUGGUCGAUGCGUGAUGUUUUAUAGCCUUAUAGCCUUCCUCGACUGGACU
Spodoptera exigua (beet armyworm) is the source of this 4743-nucleotide messenger RNA. The record is from the annotation of a GenBank genome assembly. Lineage: Eukaryota; Metazoa; Arthropoda; Insecta; Lepidoptera; Noctuidae.